AUGGCUCACCCAGGAACCCAGAUCUCCAAGCGCAGAAAGUUCGUCGCUGACGGUGUCUUCUACGCCGAGCUGAACGAGUUCUUCCAGCGCGAGCUCGCUGAGGAGGGUUACUCCGGCGUCGAGGUCCGCGUCACGCCCACCGUCACCGACAUCAUCAUCCGCGCCACCCACACCCAGGAGGUUCUCGGCGAGCAGGGCCGCCGCAUCCGUGAGCUCACCUCGCUCAUCCAGAAGCGCUUCAAGUUCCCUGAGAACUCCGUCUCCCUCUACGCCGCCAAGGUCCAGAACCGUGGUCUGUCCGCCGUCGCUCAGUGCGAGUCCCUCCGCUACAAGCUUCUCAACGGUCUCGCCGUCCGCCGUGCCUGCUAUGGUGUCCUCCGUUUCAUCAUGGAGUCUGGCGCCAAGGGUUGCGAGGUCGUCGUCUCCGGCAAGCUCCGUGCUGCCCGUGCCAAGUCCAUGAAGUUCACUGACGGCUUCAUGAUCCACUCUGGUCAACCCGCCAAGGAGUUCAUCGACUCUGCCACCCGCCACGUUCUCCUCCGCCAGGGUGUUCUGGGUAUCAAGGUCAAGAUCAUGCGCGGCUCUGACCCCGAGGGCAAGGCCGGUCCCCAGAAGACUCUCCCUGACGCUGUCACCAUCAUCGAGCCCAAAGAGGAGCAGGCUGUUCUCCAGCCCGUGAGCCAGGACUACGGUGCCAAGGCUGCCGCCGCCCAGGCUUCCCAGGACGUCCGGGCCCAGGAGGGUGAGGGCGAGGAGCAGCAGCAGGCCGAAGCUGAGGAGCAAUAG
This is a messenger RNA of Emericellopsis cladophorae, 786 nucleotides long. Its product is annotated as 40s ribosomal s3. Gene Ontology annotation, cellular component: cytosolic small ribosomal subunit; nucleus. The transcript is spliced from 2 exons. The record is from RefSeq and is a predicted model, not a curated record. Gene Ontology annotation, biological process: translation. Gene Ontology annotation, molecular function: RNA binding; structural constituent of ribosome. The coding region runs from base 1 to 786 and encodes 261 amino acids. Lineage: Eukaryota; Fungi; Ascomycota; Sordariomycetes; Hypocreales; Bionectriaceae.